Teleopsis dalmanni is the source of this 3315-nucleotide messenger RNA. Its product is annotated as serine/arginine repetitive matrix protein 1. NCBI's taxonomy places the organism in Eukaryota, Metazoa, Arthropoda, Insecta, Diptera, Diopsidae. The record is from RefSeq and is a predicted model, not a curated record. The coding region runs from base 1067 to 2866 and encodes 599 amino acids. The transcript has 6 exons.
UCUAAAGUUAUUAAUAUUUUUAUAAACUGAUUUUAUAACUUUUAAUUGUGUACAAAAGUUCGGUGCUGACAAAGCAAAUAUGUGCUAUGCCCAAUUUUUUUUCGAAGUUCUUACAGUAACAAAUAUUCGGUAACAAAUAUUUGUUGUAUAAAAGACAUUUGAACAUUAAAUUAUUUGAAUAAAGAAAUAUAAACGCAAUUGUGAAGUUUUUCAUGUCAGCAAAUCAACAAUUUUAAAUCAAGAACUCAAGAAAUGUUAGUGCGGAGCUGUCGCCGGUCGUGUGGCUCUGGACGUUCGAAACGGGUGCUGGUGUUCCAACAACCGACGAUCGCACUUCGUGCACUGUGAUAAUAUACAAAUUAUUUUUUAUUUUAAUAAGUGUUUUAUAUUUAAAUUUUAUUUUUUUGCAUUCUGUAAAAAUUUAUGUUUUAAAUAUAUUUUUAUAUAUUAUGCUAUGAUGCUUGUGUUUAACUUAACAAAAGCCUUUAUGUCAGGGUGUUGUGCAAGAGUCGGUUCGUUAAAUCGGUUACGUCGCGGAAUUGGUUAAUGUACGUUUAAUUCCCAGCUUUGCUGAGCGGUUCGAAAUUGAUUCUUUGCGAAUUCGUGAUGUUAUGACGGUCUAAAUAACAUAAAUCGUUUAAAUAUUAAACCGACCAAAACGUAAAACAUUUUCUGGGUCUUGGUUUGAUUUAAUAAUUCUCGGUAUUUAAUGUUAAUCUUGGUUCGUUUGGUUUGGCUCCCAGUCAGAUUUGCGUAAAUUUCGAUAAAGUAUACGGAAAUGUUUAAUAAUUAAGUUUUGUUUAAUUAAUGUUUAAAAUAUAUUUAUAAGUUUAGUUAUGCAUUUCUCUUACAAAAUUUUCAAUAAAUUAAAAUAUUUUACAGCUUUUUUGUGUGUACUGUGCGUGUUUUAUAGCGAAAGGUAUUCGAAAUCUCGUGAUUUCAUUGAUUCCUUAGUAUCGCGUCUCCAUGUGUCGUGCUUAAGACAAAUUCGUGAUAACUACGCUUUAAAGAGUCAAUAUAUUUGUUGAAAAAUAUAUUAUAUCUAAAUAUAUUUUAAUUGUUCACGAUGUCAACGUCGCGCAGACGUGGCGACAUAAAUCCGAAACUGCACAUGGAUAGACAACCAACAAUUGCCCGUAUAACAGAUCCCUCAUUACCAGCAGGAAAACGUCGCGAAAUAGAUAACGUUAUGAAAAAAGCGCGAGCCAAUACCAAUGAUUAUUGGGAUAAAAAAUUGAUUGAAGCUGAAGAGAAGGAUCCGAAUCGUUGGCGACACACCGGUUAUAAAAAAAUGUAUAUUCAAGGAGAAAGCAGCUCUGGAGAAAGUGAUCGAGAGGUUAAUUAUCGAUUUAAUUCUACUGGUGGUCCAUCUGGUGGUCCACCACCAGGUUCCGGUCGUUUUGGUCGUUCGCGUUCGCCGCGCUCUCGUAGUCGGUCUCGUAUGCAUAAAUCGCCAGUGUCUCCGCCGAUGCGUCGACGCACGCCACCGAAUAAUAUAGACGGUAUUGGAAGACGUAUGUCUCCAUUAUCAUCAUUGGACGGUCCGCCUCGUGGUCGUCCUAGGUCACCUCCGCGAGGAUUACCUCCGCGUUCGCCAUCCGAUCUUGGUCGUCGUCCAAUGUUAGGCAGCGUUAGAAAUUCUCGGCCGCGUUCUCCGCCUGAGCCGUCAAUGCGUCGGAAGCCAUCACGCUCUCCAAUUGGGAGGCGUCGGUCACCUCACAAUUCUGGUAUAUUACCGCAAGGUGGUCGACGAAGAUCACCUAUACCGGGCGCUAGUUUGCCACCAAAUAAACGUGGUCAAAUGAUAUUACCGCGAUCGAAGCGCCCACCAUCGCCACCGCCGCCAAGAAAUUCGUGUCGUUCGCAUACUAAUAGUUCAGUGAGUAGCUGCUCUGAUGACUCGUGCUCAGUAUGUUCGCCGAGUCAUCAUCACAGAUCUCGGUCAACGUCUAUACAACGGGGUCGCGCGCGUCGUCAUGGCGGUCCUAGGUCACCAAUACCUAAAACGGUGCGAACAAUACCUUAUCGCAAUGGACCUCAAGGACCCCACGGUAAUCACAAUGUUCGUGUGCAUGGUGAAGCAACUUCACCACCUAAUCGUUCAAUCGAUAAAUAUCGCGAAGAAAAAUUACGUCGUAUAAGUCGAGAAAGAAGUCAUGGUGGUGUAUCACCAAAUGGACAUGUUAAAGCAGCACGUGCUUCAAGACAUUCACCACCAGAAGAUCCACGUUUAAAAAAUCGUCCUCCAGAACCUCCAGAGCCUGCUUCCUCAUUGUCUAAUACUGUACCACAAAAAAAGAAGAAAAAAGAUAAAGAAUUAAGAACUCGCAUUAAAAUUGAGGGUGAAAAGCGAAAGAAGCAUAAUUCUUCUUCAGAAUCUGAUGAUUCUGGCGGUUCGGAUACUGAUGGCUCAUUGCCUACUUUCACAGCAACAACACGUCUUACAUUAUCAGAACGUUUUGGUAAAAUGGCUCAAUGGAGUAUUGAUCGUAGUAAUAUGGAAAACAUGCGAAUAACAAAAGAUUCAACCGGCAAAGCUUUAAAAGUUAUGAUUGAAGAAGGUCUUGAGUCGCCACCGCGUCGGUAUUCUUAUUCACCUGCACCUGCAGGCCAUUUUCCGGAAGAAUUAGCAACAACGGCACCGUCGGGUAUGUUGUCGUGGGACGAUGUUCGCGUUCGUUAUGAUUAUUAUAAAAGUCGUGGCUAUUUACGCGAUUUAGAUUUGAAAGAUUAUAUAAAAUGGGAAGAAUGGUGGUAUAAAUAUCAAGAAUGGUUGAAACAUGAACGUUAUUAUGAAUUUUGGGAACGUCAGCAAAUGCAAAGACGCAGACGUAAAAAGUUGCCAAUUGCACAGCGUUUAAAUUAAAUAUAAAAUUAAAUAUCAUUUUCUACAAAGUUGACUUUAUGGAUUCUUAGGAUUCUUGAAACUAUGUAAUAUAAAACAAUAGUUGAUGUUCUAAAGAGUUUAGCAAAAUUUUUUAUUGAAAUUUUUUUUUCAAUAAAAAAUUUUGUAAUUAUUUUUAAGCACUGUUUUUUUAGACUACAGUGUUUGGAAAUAAGCAUUAUUUUAGUCUAAUCAUCUUAGUUCUAAAUGUUAGUACUAUUAAGAUUGACAUAUAUUCAUAAAAAAAAGUCCAUAUAAUAACUAAUAUCAAAAUAAUCGUGAGAGUAAGUUAACAAACAUAUUAACUUACCCACCAACAAUGGUCAUGUGCCAGAACAAAGGUAAUUCAGUUUGCAAUCUAUAUUAUUAAGAAAUUUUCAGUUGCUAUUUUCAAUCAAAAUAUUUAAGAAAAUAUAUAAAAAAUAUAUAUU